Molecule: messenger RNA, 1074 nt
Organism: Suhomyces tanzawaensis NRRL Y-17324
Lineage: Eukaryota; Fungi; Ascomycota; Pichiomycetes; Serinales; Debaryomycetaceae
Gene: RAV2
Product: Rav2p
Exons: 2
Coding region: 1-1074 (357 amino acids)
Cellular component (GO): RAVE complex
Source: RefSeq, a predicted model, not a curated record
AUGACUCUACUGGGCGAACGCCAGCAUUCUCAGGCAGACCAAGAUCUCCACUGGUACACCUCAAAUGUGGUGACUCCCGAAUUUCCCCAAAUCAUAGAAGCUCUACAGAUAUGCUGCAACUUGCUCAUCUUCAACUCUCCCCAAGAGCCAGACGAAGCCAAUCGGAUUGAACGGGGCCCCGCAAUCAAGUUACCCUUUUCCACCAACAAGCUGGAGGCCCUCAAAGGUAUUAUAGUCCGGGAUGGACAGCAUGUCACCAAAAUGUCGCUAGCUAUAAGAGAUUCCCACUUCAAAACUCUCCAUCGCUUGACAUUGAAGGAGCCCAUUUUGUUGGCCCAGAUCGUGACAGCAAAGGACUCGGUGGAGAAGGCUAUCGCAAUCUUGCGAGACUUGGCCAAGGGAGACGACUGCUCCACCAUUGGCCACCAGAAAUUGAUCGAAUCAUUCAGCUCGCUUCUUCAUGAGAUCCAGAUUGCCAAAAGUAGCUUACAGCUACCCACAGACCCCAGUCUAGUCUUCCCCGUCAACGUUACUCCUUUGCUGGCGUUUGAACCCGAACUCCCGCCCACGGUGGCCAUUGACUUGUACAUCAGCCAAGCCGAAGUCUGCGUCGACCUCAAGAGCCUCCAUCGAGUGACAGAAAGGCCGUGGGGAGACAUCACCCCCACCGGUUUGUCCUACAUCGACAAGAUAAGGGAUGAAAUGAAACUCCCAAGCUCGCAUACCACGCCUGGGGCCAUAUCGGUGGCAGCAACUCCAGUGAGGCCUGCCUCGCCGCUCAAUGUGUCGGAAAUUGAGGACAGAUUGAAUCAGUUGACCCAGAGCUCUGACAGGUCACACGAAGGCUCGCGGAUAUUUAGCAAUGUCAUUAGUCACUUGCUGUUGAAGCCCAAGUUGGAGCCCAUUGAUUAUGUCACCAAGUGUAUUACCUACAACAACAUGGUAGUGAUGAUUAAUAAGAAGAUCGAGGUGUCCUCGCCCGACCCGGUGUUGGUAAGUGCGUUCACCAAGUUGGACAGUGUGGAGUAUUUGAUCAGCAGCUUUCUUGUCAAUCUCGAGUGUCUCCUAAACUAG